Messenger RNA from Thamnophis sirtalis, 600 nucleotides. The record is from RefSeq and is a predicted model, not a curated record. NCBI's taxonomy places the organism in Eukaryota, Metazoa, Chordata, Lepidosauria, Squamata, Natricidae.
AUGGGUUUAGAAAUGCAACUGGAGCUAGAAUUCCGUAGGAAUCAGGUAGAAGAUUAUCGAUCAUUAGAANCAAGAGAGGAGAAAUUCGUCUCCCCCCCUUUCGCACGGCUGAAACAAGCCUUAAAUCCCUGCAAUGUUUCAUUUCAGGCAGAGAAAAUUAAAAAGAAGAGAAAUACUGUAUUUGGGACGUUACACGUUGCACACAGCUCUUCACUUGAUGAAGUGGACCACAAGAUUCUGGAAGCAAAGAAAGCACUUUCUGAAUUAACUACCUGCCUGAGGGAGCGACUCUACCGAUGGCAGCAGAUUGAGAAGAUCUGCGGCUUCCAGAUAGCCUAUAACUCAGGGCUGCCAAGCCUGACCUCCUCCCUCUAUUCAGAUCACAGUUGGGUGGUCAUGCCGCGAGUGUCCAUCCCACCCUACCCAAUCGCGGGGGGAGUCGACGACCUCGAUGAAGAUACCCCUCCCAUCGUUUCCCAGUUUCAUGGUAUGCGGUGGGAUAUCUCAGAUGACCUCAGACGAGACACGCAUAAUUGGGGCUGGCUAAAUGUCUAUGAUUCUCAGUCAUCCAGGUCAUGGUUGUCCCAAAGUAUAAAGUAG